Messenger RNA from Pocillopora verrucosa, 4039 nucleotides. RefSeq lists its product as uncharacterized. The record is from RefSeq and is a predicted model, not a curated record. NCBI's taxonomy places the organism in Eukaryota, Metazoa, Cnidaria, Anthozoa, Scleractinia, Pocilloporidae. Gene Ontology annotation, molecular function: protein binding; GTPase activator activity.
UGAAUACUUUUGACUCUGAUAGAGAGGGUCUUACAUUAUUUUUUUACAAGAUUAUGAGCCAUAAGGAGUUCAGAAACAGUCGGUAGCUCCAAGGGGGUACCUCAACAGGAACAUGUAAAGUUACCUAUGCACCUGCUCAGUUGCCUAAUGCGGAAGCAGAAUGGAGUCAGUCGUAAAUAUAUGUAGCAGAAUGAAGUGAAUUGAUCAUUGAAAAUAGGGGUGAAAAAACUCACAAUGGCGUGCUCUGAAGUUGGGACUGCGACAAAUAGCGAAGAGGAGCAGGAAGAACAAAAGCUUAUUGAUGUCAUGUUUCUCUGCGACGAAUGGAAAUCUUCUAAGGGUGGAUUAUCAACUUUCAAUCGAGAAUUUGCCAUUAAUUUGGCACAAGCGACGACUGGUAGCAUGAAAAUCCAUUGCUAUGUCUCCAAUAGCGAUGAUCGGGACAGAAAAGAUGCUAAACAACAUGGUGUUAAUUUAAUCACAGCUCGAAAUGUUCCUGGUUCAGCCGAUCCCCUCGAGUGCUUGAAGUUUCCACCCUCAGAGCUCCCAAACCCACAUCUGGUGAUAGGCCAUGGAAGAAAGCUGGGUAGUCCUGCGUAUUUCCUAGCACAGGUUACAAAAUGUAAAUGGAUACAAUAUGUCCAUGUCUACUGCGAAGACCUUGGAAAAUACAAGAAAACAACUAUGGCUGAAACAGAUACAAUAGAAGAGAACGAGAAGAAGCACAAGAUGGAAAUUGAGUUGUGUAAAGCAGCGGAUGCAGUUGUCGCUGUUGGCUCACGCCUGCAACAGUUGUACAGUAGAAGUCUUGUUAAUGUAAAAGUGGAGCUUAUUACUCCUGGGAUCUUUGAAAAUUUUUCCAAUAAAUUCCAGUUGGUGGUAGACAGAACAGUAGUUAAGAACUUUAAUGUGUUUAUGUUUGGCCGAGCAACCUUUGAGGAUCUUUCCCUGAAAGGCUACGAUAUAGUUGCAAAUGCCAUCGGUUCUCUUGGUAAGAAGUUCAAACUGACUUUUGUUGGUUCAUCUCCUGGUGAACACCAAAAAGUGGAAGAGUGGUUUCUUGACAACACAAGCAUCAACCGCAACCAACUAACCAUCCGUGGUUAUUGCAGCCAACAAGAGGAACUUAAGAUGAUGUUCUAUCAGUCGGAUUUGGUUUCUCUGCCUUCCCGUACUGAGGGCUUUGGGUUGGUGGCCCUGGAGGCCAUUUCUGCUGGUGUUCCUGUCCUUGUUUCUGCCGAAUCAGGAAUAGCAGAGGCUUUGUAUAAAGUAGAGGGUGGACAGUCUGUAGUUAUUGAAUCAGAUGAUGACAAUGCAACACAAUGGGUGCAAAGGAUUAAAGAAUUGUCCAAUCAAAGUCCAGAGGAGCGACAAACCAAUGCAAUGAAGCUUCGAGAGAACUACAGCAAGGUUUACUCUUGGAGUGGAGAAUGUGAGAGAUUUAAAGAAAUGAUCAAGAACAUAGUCAAAACUUCAAAUGAUGCAAAAUUAAAUAUCAAAGUUGACGUGGAAGACCUGAAAACUACAGAUCCAGACAUGCACAGCACAGCUUCAGAGCCUGCUCUAUGUCAGAAGGCAACAACAACAUCAGGAACAUGCAGGAAAAGAAGAUCUGAUACAGAAAUAGAUGAUCUCCCAGCACUUAAAGCAAAAGCCUUAUGUUUAAUUGCUAUAAACUAUCUUCAGACUACACCACCGCAGUCUAGAGAUGCGCAUAAUGAAUUUAAAGAAUACUUGAAAGAAAUGGAGAUUGUCUUCACAGGUGCUUCUGUGGGAAGCUUGGUGAUAAAAGUGGAGUGUCAUUCUCCUCAGAGCUUGGAGAAAUUGUGGAAAGAUUAUUCAAAUGGCUGUUUGGAAAAGGUGGUUCAGGAUUGUUUUGUCACUGAGAAGAUCUUGAAGGAACUGAACCUGACUGAGCUGAAGCUGAAAACAACAAUGGAUGAGGGAGAGUACAAUGCAUGCAGAGCACUUUUUAAAAAGGAUGCACACAGAGCCGUUCCUUCAUCUACAUUUUCCGCUACUAAUCCUGGAGAAGAAGCUGUAGCCCUUCAGCCCCAAUUGACAAGAUCCAUCACUGGAGGUUGGCAGAAACAAGAACAGCUUAAGAGAUGGGAGCAGGAGAUAGAGGCUGUGCAGCCAGAGAAAUCUAAAGGUACUCCGCACUCUGUUGCAUUGUACACCUCUGGUCCUGAAAGGAAACCAGAAGACCUUUUUGAAUCAAUGAAACUGCAAGAAGAAAGAGAAUAUCAGAUUUUGCCUGCUUGGGAAGAAAUCCCAUUAAGAGUCAAAGGAGACCGAAAAGCUGAGGAAGAAGAAGGUCUUGAUACAUUACUCACUUCGCACAUCAGAAAAGGAAAAUGGCGAGUGGUUUUGGAGUACUUGGAUGGGCUUCCUCGUUUUGAAAAUCCAUUUAGCAGCGUAGCUGGUGCACAAGAUGAUGAGGGAAUUGGCCUUCCAUUGUGUUACAGUUCGCAGUCAGGCAUAUUGACUUGGUGGCCAACUGACGAAGACCGUGAUUUGGUCAUACUCUGUAAGGCAAUCUCCCAGUCCUCUCCUCCCUUGAAAAUAACAAAAUUAAUCCUCUCCGAGAGUCCGAUAACAGAUGAAGGUGUGGAGAACUUAUCCGUAGCUCUCAGUCGCAGUGAUCUAAACAGCUUGACCCUCUCUUUCAGUAGUUUAUCGCAACAAGGAAUCAAGCACUUGUCCAAGGCGAUAGCGUAUAGAAAUUGCAAGAAAUUAACCAGUUUAAAUGUCAGUGGCAAUCACUUUGGGGAUAAGGGAAUCACGCACAUUUGUGAAACGCUAACCAGCAUUAACUGCGAGUUAACCAGGCUGGAUUUGUGUGUCAAUUCUCUUGGAAAUGAAGGGAUGAAACUCUUGUCUGAAGCAAUAACCUCGGGUAAUUGCAAAUUAACGUUGUUAGAUGUUAGUGGUAAUAACAUAGGAAACGAAGGAAUGAAGCACUUGUGUAAAGCACUCACCAGCAGUGCAUCCAAGUUGUCUGGCCUAAACGUCAGACAUAAUCGUGUUGACGAUAAAGGAAUAAGUCACUUGUGUAAUGCACUGACUGAUACCAACUGCAAACUAGGCAUUUUAGACCUUAGAGGCAAUUCAAGCAUAACUGUUCAAGGAAGGAAGUAUUUGUGUCAUGCUUUGACCGGCAGUGACUGGAAAAUGGAAGGCCUUAAGCUUUUCCGUUCAUCUACAAAGUGAGGAAUCUGCUUAGAACUGAGCCCAGUUGCAUUUCGCUCGUCUUGUAAGAUGUUUUACUCUCAGGAGAGAUGUUCUAGUUCUCAUCAGAGUGACAUAGAUACGGAAUCGUCCAAUUGUUUGUCUUACUAUUUUGACUUUGCAGUGACUUUGUUUAUCGAAAGGAAUGGUUUUAUCGACUGGCUUCGUGGCAGUCAAAACGUAGCGAACAGCAAUUGUUACAGUCUCCUUCGUAGCCAUUCGUCGGGAUGUCUUGUAAGGUUCCUCUCAUUCCAAAGAACGGCUGCACCGGAGAUUACGAUCGUUAGUGAAUUUAGACCAUCAGAAAAACCAUUAAUUGUCCAUUUAAUCAGAUACAGUCCAUUUUUUGCUAGAUGGAAAUAGAGCACAUUACGAUUAAGUGUCGUAAUAACAACACCAAAGUAAUUACAACAACCAAACUGAACAAAGGAAAAUAUCGAUGAAGUCAAAGCAAAAAACAGUCAGGCAAAUUACUGUUACUGAAGCGCGGGAAAACGCGAGUGGCGAAGACGCGAUUGGCUUUAGUUUUGAAUCUGACUGGUUGAUAAAUUUAUAUGAGUUUUUUGAAACAAUCGCGCAGAGAACUUUAAAAAACGAGGUAACCCUGGAUUGUUUUCGAUACUCAGUUGAGUAUUCCUUUAUGAAUACAAUAGCGUGAAGGGAAUAUUUUGAACCACAGAUCCUGAUCCCCGUCAGGGAACUUCCAACAGUGCUUUCCUCCACUUUAUAUUAAACGCGUGCUCUUCAAUCCUCAUUUGCAACAAAAGUGUACAAAAUUAUAGGCUGUUAGUUUGUUAUUUAAAAAUUA